Molecule: messenger RNA, 1485 nt
Organism: Priapulus caudatus
Lineage: Eukaryota; Metazoa; Priapulida; Priapulimorpha; Priapulimorphida; Priapulidae
Product: tolloid-like protein 1
Biological process (GO): proteolysis
Molecular function (GO): calcium ion binding; metalloendopeptidase activity
Source: RefSeq, a predicted model, not a curated record
CGAUGUUGGACACGAUACUACCGCGGCUGAAGACAGGAGAGCUGGACAGACCGGCCAUCGGUCAGCGAGUGCGGCUGAGUGAGGGAGACAUACGGCAAGCCAACCUUCUCUACCAGUGUCACGCGUGCGGCCGGACGAUGCAAGCGUCUACAGGUAACUUCACAUCACCCGUCGGCCUGUCCGCACCGAUCGUAUGUCAGUGGCGCAUCUCAGCGACGAUGGGAGAGACGAUUGUUCUGGCGAUCACACGGCUGGACCUGCCGCGUGACUGCAGCGAUGCCUACCUGGAGAUACGCGACGGCUACUGGAAGAAGUCACCGCUGCUGGCGCGUUUCUGCGGCACGGACGUUCCGCAGACUCUGACGUCACUCACCAAUCGGCUUCUCAUUGAUUAUCACACGAGCAAGUCUAUCUCUGGCUUCGACGGGUUCGAGGCUAGCUAUGAAGCUGUGUGUGGAGGAGAGAUCACGGCUGACGAGGGAGCGCUGCAGAGCCCCAACUACCCGGACGACUACACGCCCGACAAACACUGCGUAUGGAAGAUUACCGUCGCAGUGGGAAGCCAGGUGGCGCUCAAGUUCCAGUCGUUCUUUGUGGAGUCUCACGAUGACUGCUUGUACGACUACGUUGAGAUUCGUGAUGGCCAUGAGGACGACUCAGAGCUGCUAGAGAAGGAUGAGUGCGCACAGGGAGACCAUGGCUGCCAGCACGCGUGCGUCAACACGCUCGGCUCCUACCGCUGCGAGUGUCGCAUCGGCUUCGAACUGCACUCUGACGGCCGUCGCUGCGAAGACUGUGAGUACGACUGGGUGGAGGUGAUCAGCGAGCUCUCGCCAGACUCAACCAGUCGAUCUAAGGACGGCAGCGUCUCGCUGCAUGGCGUCUACUGCGGACGCGGGCUCCCCGCACGCCAGGUUCUUCCCGAAGUCGUCACGUCCGUCAGCAACCGCCUGCGCGUAGAGUUCAACUCAGACAAGUCCGUGCAGAAAAGCGGAUUCGCCGCCGUGUUCUUUAUCGAUAUGGACGAGUGCGCCAUUGACAACGGCGGUUGCCAACACGUGUGUAAGAACACGAUCGGAUCGUAUGCCUGCGAGUGUCACAACGGCUACACACUACACGCAGACGCUCACGGCUGCAAGGAAGGUGGCUGCCAUCAUCGCAUCACAGCUCCCACAGGUGAGAUAAGCUCACCCAACUGGCCCAACUACUACCAGAGUCGCAAGGACUGUGAGUGGUAUCUGGUGACUACGCCUGGACACCGAGUGAAACUGGCGUUUGGUUUCUUUGAGAUGGAGCCGCAUCAGGACUGUGCGUACGACCACAUCACGCUCUACGAUGGUAACGCGACAGCGGCGCAGACGCUUGGACGGUUCUGCGGCAGCAAGAUCCCUCAUCCGAUCGUAUCCAGCGGCAACCGCCUCCUAGUCACCUUCCACUCUGACGCGUCCGUGCAGCGUCGCGGGUUUCUUGCCCGCCACGUGUCCG